Molecule: messenger RNA, 542 nt
Organism: Neltuma alba
Lineage: Eukaryota; Viridiplantae; Streptophyta; Magnoliopsida; Fabales; Fabaceae
Product: sulfiredoxin, chloroplastic/mitochondrial-like
Exons: 4
Coding region: 111-440 (109 amino acids)
Biological process (GO): cellular response to oxidative stress
Cellular component (GO): cytoplasm
Molecular function (GO): sulfiredoxin activity
Source: RefSeq, a predicted model, not a curated record
GUCACUGUCGUGAUUAACAUAUCUUGUGGUUCUAAAAUUGCAUUUCGUUUUCCGAUUUGCUCGUUAAAAAAACAUAAAGAAAAGAAGAUUCUCCAACAGAACAGGAAAAAAUGGCGAAUUUUGUUCUUCAGGUUCCAAGUCGGUUGAGGAACUUCCCAGUCUUUUCUUCGUCCAACGGGGCUUCUCCUACUGCUUCUGGAACGGGAAGUGUUGGUGCUGCAGGACCAGUGAUUCUGGAGCUUCCUCUAGAGAAGAUAAGGAGGCCAUUAAUGAGGACAAGGGCAAAUGAUCCUGACAAAGUGAAAGAACUUAUGGAUAGUAUUAGCGAAAUUGGACUUCAAGUUCCUGCUUCUCUGGCUGCCACCGCUUUGAGGCUCACCAGCGCCUCGGGCUUCCGACCAUCCGGUGCAAAGUUCGCCGCGGUACAAAGGAGACUCUAAGGCAUCAUUUGCGCUAGCAUCAUAUGGUCAUGAAAAUAUAUUUAGGCAUGUCACAAGUAUAUCUUAGCAGAAUCCUUCUAUAAGGGAGUUCAGUUCUCAAUC